Molecule: messenger RNA, 855 nt
Organism: Trichoderma gamsii
Lineage: Eukaryota; Fungi; Ascomycota; Sordariomycetes; Hypocreales; Hypocreaceae
Exons: 3
Coding region: 1-855 (284 amino acids)
Source: RefSeq, a predicted model, not a curated record
AUGGUUGGACCUUUUCUCUCUCUCUCUUCUCCCCUCCCUCCUGACCCUGCAAAGACCCUGCCGGCUCCUGAAGACCUGCAAUCUGCACAGUCCUACAAGUAUUGCACUGUACAGGCAUCUGCAAUCGACGGUGGCAUCGCUCCCGCUGGACCCAGAAAUCGCCGGCAACGUCUUCGGGGGGCGUACCUGCUCGCAGCAGCCCGGGCAGGUAGCAGUACCUCUGCCGCAGACGACCGCCGAAAGAGAGGGAAAAGAGGGUCCGCGCCACCCGCCGCUCUGGCUCCAGCCAAGGGCCCGCCUCCGCUGGACGGAGCGCUCGCAGUGGCUGUUUUUGGCUCUGGCAGUGGCUCCGGUAGGCUUUUGCGCUGGCCCUGCGCUGGCCGAUGCGCUGCACGGCGCUCUGCAGCCCACUGCCGUCCAUACAAACCCAGCACCACCCUGUCGCCCGCUUCUCCCUCCCCCAUUCUUCUCCAUCCCAGCCAAGUCGCUCUGCUUUGCGCCGUUCUGUGCGAGCGAUCCCACCCGUGGGGAGAGGCCGAGUCUCUGUCGCCUGGAACUGGAAUUGCGAUCACGCCCCCCUUGCUUUCGCUUCACCGCACAACCCAACGGCAGUCAAAAGGAACCCGACGCCCACUAUCGCGCGCAGCAGCUGAGUCGCGACGACACGCCCUUUCUGAAGAGUGUCUCGUACUGAAGACCGGCACAACUACGAUAUACUUGCUGGACGACGAGCUUCUUCUCUCGCUGGAUCCCGCGCCGCCUCACUCGGGCGCAUUUCGCAUUCAAGUCGCAUGCCGCGGACAGACUGACCAUUGGCUUCUCACUUUUCGCUCAACCGACCCCGACCCUGCAUGA